Messenger RNA from Olea europaea var. sylvestris, 2377 nucleotides. RefSeq names its product signal peptide peptidase-like 2. The transcript has 15 exons. Gene Ontology annotation, molecular function: aspartic endopeptidase activity, intramembrane cleaving. NCBI's taxonomy places the organism in Eukaryota, Viridiplantae, Streptophyta, Magnoliopsida, Lamiales, Oleaceae. Gene Ontology annotation, biological process: membrane protein proteolysis. The record is from RefSeq and is a predicted model, not a curated record. Gene Ontology annotation, cellular component: Golgi-associated vesicle membrane; lysosomal membrane; cytoplasmic side of endoplasmic reticulum membrane. Bases 200 to 1819 code for a protein of 539 amino acids.
CAGUUAUAAGCCUCUCCCGCUUUUUCUCUCCCUCUUCCCCAUUUUUCUUCCAGUUAUCGCAUUCUCGUUAAUUCUACACGCGAUGUUCUAACAUUCUUCUAUGCGUAAAAAAUAAUGGCGUCAAUGCCAAUCUGGAGAUGAUAUAGAAUUGAAAAAAAAGAAAAAAAGAAACGGUUUAUUUUCGUAUAAUUGAUUAUUCAUGGCCACCCUUUCUUAUCAAUUUUAUAUGGGUUUCAUAAUUACAAUUCAUUUGGGAGUUUUCUUAUUUUUGACAUCAUCAGUCGCCGAAGCUGGUGGUGAUUCAUCAGGCGCCGCCUCCGACAAUGCUUCUAGCUCCUGCAGCAACCCCCACAUAAUGGUUAAGGUCAAGAUAUGGGUCAAUGGAGCUGAGAAGGAAGCAGUGGUUGGUUUAAGCGCGGCAUUUGGCUCUAUUUUUCCCACCCACAUUAAAGAAGCCCACAGAUUGCCAGCUACAUUCUCAAAACCCUUAAAUAGCUGUACAGCUUCAUCUUCUAAGUUAUCAGGCUCUUUUGCAUUAGCUCGGCGUGGUGAUUGUGAUUUCAUAACUAAGGCUAAAGUUGCAGAAGCAGGAGGAGCAGCAGGACUAGUGGUGAUAAAUGACAGUGAAGGUCUUCUGGAGAUGAAUUGUGUUGGGAAUGUUACUGAUGUAGACAUUACCAUUCCUGUAGUCAUGAUUUCAAAGUCAGGAGGAGACGAAAUAGACAAAGCCAUGGCUAGUAGGGAGAAAGUGGAACUUUUAUUAUAUUCUCCAGAUCGCCCGAUUGUUGACUUCUCAGUGACAUUCUUGUGGCUGAUGUCUGUUGGGACAGUAGUUUGUGCAUCGCUUUGGUCGGAAUUUACUGGAUCAGAGCAGAGUGAUGAGCCCUACGAUGAACUCUCACCAAAGGUGUCAUCCAAUGCAAUAGCAGCCAAGGAUGAUGAAGAAAUCCUGCAUAUAAGUACAAAAAGUGCUAUAGUUUUUGUCAUAACAGCAUCAACUUUUCUGGUGCUACUUUACCUAUUUAUGUCAUCUUGGUUUGUCUGGCUGCUUAUCGGACUUUUCUGCAUCGGUGGUGUUGAGGGAAUGCAUACUUGCAUAGUAUCUUUGGUGUUGAGCAAAUGCAAAAAUUGUGGACGAAGGACUUUGAAUUUGCCUCUUCUGGGGGAGGUUUCCAUUCUAUCUUUUGUAGUCUUGAUAUUCUGUGUGGUAUUUGCCAUUUUGUGGGCUGCAAAUAGGAAGUCGUCUUUCUCUUGGGUUGGCCAAGACAUUCUUGGUAUUUGUUUGAUGAUAACUGUCUUGCAAUUGGCUCAAUUACCAAACAUUAAGGUUGCUACAGUACUUCUGUGUUGUGCAUUUCUUUACGACAUCUUCUGGGUUUUCCUAUCUCCUUUUAUAUUCCAUGACAGCGUUAUGAUUGAGGUUGCUAAAGGUAGUAAAAGUGGUGGAGAAUCCAUCCCCAUGCUUCUGAGAGUUCCUCGAACUUCUGAUCCUUGGAAUGGUUAUGACAUGAUAGGCUUUGGGGACAUCCUAUUCCCUGGUUUGCUUGUAUCUUUUGCAAAUAGAUUCGACAAAGCAAAUAAGAAGGGGAGACUAAAUGGGUACUUCCUUUGGCUGACAGUUGGCUAUGGUGUUGGUCUAUUUUUCACAUAUCUCGGCCUGUAUCUAAUGAAUGGGCAUGGACAGCCCGCUCUCCUCUAUCUUGUUCCAUGUACGCUAGGACUUUGUGUCAUAUUGGGUUUGGUAAGACAUGAGCUGAAACAACUUUGGAGUUUUGGUGCUGAGUCACCAGAACUCAACCCAACUUCUGGACAGGCUUGACACUCGCCUAGUUACAUUACAUAUGGGUUCAACAGAUGAAGGGGCCAUCAAUUAUAAAUUUGUCUUACAGUGGCAUUCUUCUUAAAGCUUUGUAGGUCAAUUCAGACUGGUAUAACCUUUCAUGGUUCAUAUUUUUGGCUUAUGCAAAGCCUGAAGUUUUGCUACAAAUAUUUGUAGUAUGAUGCAGUUUUGUGCUGAAUUUAACAGUUCAUUUCUACUGAAGUUUUUUUAUUGCUCAUCCUGACCCCCACCGGGUCCAUGGUAACUUGUAAGUGUAUAUAUUUUGUUUGACAUUAUAUAGUUUAUAGUCCACAGGGCUAUUUAGAUCAAGGCAAACGUCGAGACAACAAGAGCAUGUAGACACAACUACAAAUAAAAUAUAAAGUCUUGUUCUCACUAAAUUUAGUCUUUUAUGUUAACAAUAAUUGAUUAUGUGAGCAAUCAAGUAACUGGCUCUAAAAUAUGUUUGCUAGACUCUGAACUUCAAGCAUGUUUGACUAAGUUUAAGUGUAAGCUGCAUUUCUAUUAAGUGAAUUUUGAUUUAUGAAAUGUAUUUGA